Messenger RNA from Pelagomonas calceolata, 1731 nucleotides. The record is from the annotation of a GenBank genome assembly. NCBI's taxonomy places the organism in Eukaryota, Pelagophyceae, Pelagomonadales, Pelagomonadaceae.
AGUUUCAUCGUCGGCAAUAGCUGCAGCGGUUUAGCCCUCGGCACCAGCCGCUCAGCAGUCGUGCAACGCCGCGAGCAACAGCAACUUGCAUCCAUUGCAGCAAAAUACCUUGACAGCACAGCCCAAGCUGGCCUGCACGACACUCGCAUUAGCAAUUGCGACUCGUUGCAGCAAAACGACACUUGCUUUCAUAAUGCAUGCUAUGCGCGCGUUCGUCGUAGUCUGCACAGCUCACGCCCUGAUUGCACCACCCGUGCGCCUCCGCGAGCGGACGGCGCCGCGGGCCACCUCGGGGGACUACCUCGCGGGCCUCGGGCAGUCGACGAUCGAAGAGGUCGACGCCGUCGUGAUCGGCUGCGGGCCCGCGGGCCUGGCCGCGGCCGUCGAACUCAAACGCCGUGGCUUCGACAGGGUCGUCGCGCUCGAGCGGAGGGAGGCGCCGGACGAGUUCGAAGUGGCGAAGGCGUACCUCUACCUCGUGGACCGCCGCGGCCAGCGCUGGACCGACGCCGUCGGGGCCACGGACGGCAUCCGCGCGCGGGGCGUGUCCAACGAAGGAUUUUCCCUCACGCGCAUCUACCCGGACGAAAAGGGCAUCUUCCCGACGAAGCCGGUGCUCGCGCGGCCGGGCGCGGCGCAGGCGGUCUGGAUCCCGCGCGCGUCGCUGCUCGCCGCGCUGGCCGAGCGGGCCGCUCACGACGGCGCCGAUUUGCGGUUUGGCGUGUCCGUCGACGGGCUCCGCGCGGCCGACGACGGCGCCGUCGACAUUGCGUGCGGCGCCACGACGCUCCGGACGCCACUUGUCGUCGGCGCGGACGGGGCGCGGUCGCGAGUGAGAGACUUCCUGGCAAAAGAGCUGCCGGCGUCGAGCUUCGAGCCGCGCGAGCUCGCAUCGCCGUCGGCCGGUCUCACGUACAAGAUGCUCCAGGUGCCGCCGUCCUUCGACGUGACGAACAAAACGGACGGCUCGAGUUUCACGACGCGGUCGCGCGACGCCUACACGGUGCCCUCGCGCUCGACCAAGCCCAACACGCGGCGGCUGAGGUUGGGCCUCCUGCCGUCGCGCGACCCGGAGCUGCCGCGCACGGCGAACAUCAUCCGCCCGGCGAACCACGAGAUCUGGGGCUGCGCGACGGGCGCCGAGGUGCGCGAGUUCCUGCGCUCCGAAUUCCCGCAGCUGCCCGACGCCGUGGUGUCGGACGAGGCCUGCGAGGCUUUCGCCAUCGCGGAGCCCGGCGCGUUUCCCAGUCCGCAGUACGUCGAGACGGUGGCCGCCACGGUCGGCGCCGCGCGCUGCUUCUUGGUCGGCGACGCGAUCCACGCCUUUCCCCCGGAUCUGGGGCAGGGCGUCAACGCGGCGCUGGAGGACGUGAAGACGCUCGGCGACGUGCUCGACGAUCAGAACGCCGUCGCCGCGUACCAGGCGGCGCGGGCGCCGGCCGCGAAGGCGAUCGCGCACCUCGUCCAGCGGGGCUUCCCGUACCAGUACGACCAGUCGGUCUGGCGCCAGCGGCUGUUCACGGUGGGGCUCGUCGGGCGCGUCGCCGCGAACGCGCUCGCGGCCAAGCUCCUGCCCGAGAAGAUCGCCAAGAGAGUAGCGCCGCCGCCCGCCGCGUUCUCGGUCAUCGACGGCGAGGACUACGUGGGUGUCUGGAAGCAUAUUAAAAGGGCGACGCGCGCGACGGCGGCGCUCGCCGUCGCCGUCCUAGCGCGUGCUGUGAUAUAACUAAC